AUGUCUACUACCCUGACAGACGCGUUUCUUAAUAGCAUAGAAGCUCAGCGCUUGUAUGGGAAAGAAUCAUACAUCCCAUUCAGCUUCCAACUCUAUUCUCCUUUUCUUCUCUAUCUUCUUCUAUCAUUUUAUUUUCUUUUAAUUCCUUUAUUAUUAUUAUUAUUAUUAUUAUUAUUAAUAAUAAUAAUAAUAAUAAUAAUAAUAAUAAUUCUUUUUCACGUCCUUCCAUUUCUCUGUUUUACUCAUUUUCUACUUCUUUAUAUCUCUUUCUUUUUUGUUUAUUUCUUUCUUCUAUUUCUUCUUCUUAAUAUUUCUUAUUCCAACUUUUAUUGGUUUUCUUCCUCUUCCUUAUCUCCUUCAAGUACUUCUUCAAAUUCUUCUGCCUCUUCUUCUUCUUCUUCUUCUUCCUCUUCUCUUUCUUCUUCUUCUUCUUCUUCUUCUUCUUCUUCUUCUUCUUCUUCUUCUUCUUCUUCUUCUUCUUCUUCUUCUUCGUCUCGUAUCCCGGCGAUAAAGUUUUUCAUUUUUCUUUUUCUCUUUCUUAUGUGGUACAGUGUCUUUUUCAUUUCUCUUUUCCUCGGUUUGUUUCAUAAUCUUUUGAUUUUCUUUUCUCUUUUCUCAUGUGUUUCAUUCUUUUUCAUUUUCUUUUCUCUUUUCUCAUAUUCUUUUCGUUUUCUUUUCUCUUAUAAAGCUGAUGUUUCUCUUUUACACUGUUUAAAGUUGUUCAUUUCUUUUCUCUUUUCAAAUAUCCGAUUUUACUGGUCUUGUCUGUCUUCUUUCCCUUUUCCUAGUGUUUCUUUUUUUUUCUUUUCUCUUUCUUUUCAUUUUCUUUUCUUUUUUCUUUUCUUUUUUACAGUUUUUCAUCUUCUUUUUCAUUUUCUUUUCUCUUUUUCGUUUUUUUUCUUUUCUCUUUUCUCCUCAUUUUUAGUAAAUUUUCAUUUUUCUUUUUUCUCACAAAGUUUCAAUCUUUCCGAUUAUUUCUGGUUUGUCUGUCUUCAUUCCCCUCUUUCCUACCCUUUCCGAUUAUUACUUUUCUUUUUGUCUAUUUCUUUCGUUUUCUCUCUGAUGUUCCUUGUAAAGUUUUCAUUUUUUCUCUUUUCUCCUUUAUUUCUUUUUCUUCUUUCUUGUUUUUUUCUUUUUUGUUUUAAAGCUUUUCACUGUUUCUUUCUCUCACAAAGCCCAAAUUUUUCCGAUUAUUACUGGUCCUUGUCUUUCUUCUAUUCCCCUCUUUCUAGUAGGUUCGUUUUUUCAUUUCUUUUCUGUUGA
This is a messenger RNA of Acanthosepion pharaonis, 1263 nucleotides long. The record is from the annotation of a GenBank genome assembly. Lineage: Eukaryota; Metazoa; Mollusca; Cephalopoda; Sepiida; Sepiidae.